Ceutorhynchus assimilis (cabbage seed weevil) is the source of this 363-nucleotide messenger RNA. Lineage: Eukaryota; Metazoa; Arthropoda; Insecta; Coleoptera; Curculionidae. The record is from the annotation of a GenBank genome assembly.
AUGGACUCCUUGGGCAAGGUGCUGUCUUUGCAACAGCCCGAUGCCCUCAACACUUUUUCCAAGAUGUGGUAUCAUGUAUUUCUUUGGGCCUUGUUUUCAUCGAUAUUUGUGCAUACAGUUGCAGCCCUAAUAGCAUUUCUGACCCUCAGAAAACAUAAAUUUGGGAAAUAUUUUCCAAUAGCCAUCCUAUUUAUGGGGGUACUUACUCCAGCGCUGACUGGUAUUGUGAGUAGUGCAGCUAUAGCGUUUGUAUACAGGGCUUCAAGUUAUCCAAUGAAUCCCUUGUAUGCAUUAUUUUGGGGCUGUGGUCAGACUUUUAUAAUGGGUUGUAUGGGCUUUACUAGGAUAUUGGCAACCUUAUAA